AUGCCGCCGAAAUUUGUUCCACGCGAACGAAAGCACAGGAAAAUCGCACGUCAGAAGGAAGCAGAAUCGGCAGCGCAAGAUGCCGGUGAAGUCCCUCAAGAAGUCACCGGGAAAAAGAAAAAGAGGUUGCAAAAGUACAUAGAGACAAAGCUCAAGAAGGAAGAGAAUCUUGAAUUGCUCAAAAAACUUGCGGCCCACAAAGUCGACACGAGUCUGCUUCAGAGUGCAAAAAAACUUGGUCGCGUACAUGAGAACAAGAGAGAGCGAUUUCAACGGGCACUGAAGGAACGCGCGGCUGGUAUAGAUGUCAAUGGAGAUCAGGACGACAUUCUGCUGGAGGAGCGAGCGACAGACCUGUAUGAUUCGAUACCUGAUAAAGUUUUCAAUCACCAUGAAUCGCGAGCUGCUGUAGCAAAUGAAUCGACUCUUCCACCAGCGUCAACACAAGGCUUCGGUCUCGGUUUGAAACGUCCCUUAGAAGUAGAUGAGGCUGGACUGCCAGUCAUAAAGCGACGUAAGCGACGAAAGCCACAGCCGAAAUUAUCAUCAGCACCAGCUGCGCACGAUAACGAGUGGAAUGGAUUUGACUCAGGCGCAGAAGAGGAUAGCACAGCAUCGGACAAAUUUCAGGCGAAUGUGAGCCCAGGGGCGGAGGCAGACUCUGACAAUGAGUCCGACAACAACUCCGAGUCAUCAGAGGCCGCAGCGGGAGAUUCAGACGAAGAAGCUGAAGCAAGCGACGAAACAUCUCCCACAGCUUCGGAUGCGGACUCAGACGUUGAAGACGCGCAGAUCGAUGACGAAGCAGAGGAACGACCGACGCGACUGUCAGCUUUCAAGGCUUGGGCCAACGUUCAACGUAACGAAGCCAUGGACUUCACACCGUCAGCCGUGCCCGUAACCUCAGAGGCUGUCAAAGCCAGCUUCACGCCCCGCGCGCCAUCUCCCAAUCCAGAUGCCAUUGCAGCGUCUCAGGCAUUAGCGACUGAUACAGGCUUUCGUCCUGCUGCCGCCGUCAAUAUUGCACGUCGUGAAGAUGUGCAAAACGCGCGACUGGAGCUGCCUGUCGUCCAAGACGAACAAAAGAUCAUGGAAGCUGUAAACGGAAAUCCGGUAGUCAUUGUGUGUGGCGCUACGGGAUCUGGUAAGACGACACAGAUUCCACAGAUUUUACUCGAGAACGGCUAUGGAUCUCACGGCAUGAUUGGUGUCACCCAGCCCCGACGGAUAGCAGCUACAUCUGUCGCAUCUCGCGUGGCAUACGAACUUGGUGAUGAACACGGGAAAAACGUGGCCCAUCAGGUAAGAUAUGACAGCAAUGUCGACCGCAACACCAAGAUCAAAUUUAUGACGGACGGUGUUUUGCUGCGCGAAAUCAGUCAGGAUUUCAUCCUGAGCAAGUACAGCGUAUUGGUAAUCGACGAAGCGCAUGAGCGCAGUGUGAAUACCGAUAUUCUCAUCGGAAUGCUUUCGCGUAUCGUGCCAUUGAGACGGGAACUACAUCGUGAACAACCGGAAAAGCACACGCCCCUCAAAUUGAUUGUGAUGAGUGCUACUCUGCGUGUGUCCGACUUCUUAUUGAAUCAAAGACUCUUUCGCGACACCAUUCCCCCGCUUGUCCAAGCAGAGGGACGACAGUAUCAAGUCACAGAACAUUUCGCUCGGCGAACGCAGCGAGAUUACGUGAUGGAAACCAUUCGCAAGGUCUCGCGCGGUCACAAGAAGCUUCCACCUGGAGGCAUUCUGGUCUUCUUAACUGGUCAAGACGAGAUUCAGACUGUUGCAAAACACCUGCAGGAAUCGUUCAGAGACAACCAGGAUGGAUUUCACAAUUCAAGUCAUGCAAACCCUCGUAUUACGAAGCAUGUAGAGAAUGACUACCUUGAGAACGAAGAUAACGACGAUUCCGAUUCUGAUACCGAGAUUCACGGCCUUGACGAUUAUGACGAAGAUGACGAAUUUGCUGUAGAGCCGGACACAACGGCGACGACACAGCGUGGACCUUUGAAAGCACAAGUACUCAUGCUAUAUGCCGCGCUUCCUCCGAACUUACAAAAGCGUGUCUUUGAACCCGCUCCAGAUGGGACGAGGAAUAUCGUUCUUGCAACGAAUGUUGCAGAAACCUCUCUCACAAUUCCAGGAAUCAGAUAUGUGUUCGAUUGUGGACGCAGCAAGGAGAAGACUUACGAUGGCUCGACAGGUGUACAAGAGUAUACUAUCGAUUGGAUCUCAAAGGCUAGCGCAUCUCAACGAAUGGGUAGAGCUGGUCGUACUGGACCUGGCCACUGUUACAGGCUCUACAGCUCUGCAAUUUUCGAGCAGUACUUCGAAGAGCAUUCGGCGCCCGAGAUCCUGCGAGCACCCAUCGAAGGGACUGUGUUGCAGCUCAAAAGUAUGGAUGUAGAAAACGUGAUUGGCUUUCCGUUCCCGACGCCACCGAGCACUGAGCAACUUCUGCAUGCGGAAAGAUUACUCAAGAAUCUCGGAGCAAUCGAUGCAAGAUCGGGUAAGAUCACACAGGUCGGCCGAGAUUUGGCGUACUACCCUGUCAAUCCGAGAUUCGGGAAGAUGCUGCUGCUCGGUCUUCGCAAUCACGUCCUGCCUCUUACAAUCGCUUUGGUCGCCGGACUUGCGGUCGGCGACCUGUUCAUCGCAGCACCUCGAAUGGACCGUGCUUCGAUGGAUGCUGGCGACGAUUCAAGUGAAGAGGAAUACAAGAAACGCAGAGUUGACGCGGCGGCACUGACAAUGGCUCAGAAACGUCAGCAGGCUUAUGGGCGCGCCAACGCGACACUCUCUGCCUGGGAUGACAAUGCAGAUGUGAUCAAACUGUUGACAGCAGUAGCGGCUCACGCUCAAGCCGAGGAGGACCCGGAUAAUAUCCCGAGCUUCUGUGAAGAGUACUUCCUCCGUCAAAAGGGUAUGACCGAAGUACAACAACUACGCAGACAGCUGCACAACAUCAUGCAAGCCCAUGUCAAAGACGGUCGCAUCGCCGCCUUCGUCAAGCAGCUGCCCGCUCCUUCUAAGAAGCAAAUCGCGAUGCUCAAGCAGAUCGUCGCUGGUGGCUACGUGGACCAGGUAGCGAUCCGAGCCGAUCUCCUCCCCUCCCCUCCAUCGCUCCGCCCAGGCCGCCGAGCAAUCGAAGUGCCGUACCGAACGAUCAUAGCAUCCGCGUCAGAAGUCGACCGCAUGGCCCCAAUCGAGCAGCAAGAGGAACACAAGAGCGUCUACAUCCAUCCCAGCAGCGUACUCUCGCGUCUCUCCGUGGCCGAAAUGCCCCCUUACAUAAUCUACUCCGAGCUCAGCCGAGCGACGGCCAAAAACCUCAGCGACGCGCCGCGCAAGACACGCAUCCGGCCUCUGACCACCAUCGCCCGUAAGCAGCUCGCGGCGCUUGCAGAAGGAACGCCCCUGCUUGAUAUGGGCAAGCCGAUCGGCAAGAUCGAGGAGAGCGAGGCGGGUCGUCGGCGGGAGUGCUGGCUCAAUGUCUCGCUGCGGGACCCGAAUGCAACAGGGACGACCGGAUGGCCGCUUGGUGCAUGGAAGGUCGCCCAGACGAGGAAAGGCAAGGAUUGGGCGACGGAGAAGGUCAUUUCCCGUGGGACAGCGUGA
Dissoconium aciculare CBS 342.82 is the source of this 3615-nucleotide messenger RNA. Its product is annotated as P-loop containing nucleoside triphosphate hydrolase protein. Bases 1 to 3615 code for a protein of 1204 amino acids. Gene Ontology annotation, biological process: maturation of SSU-rRNA from tricistronic rRNA transcript (SSU-rRNA, 5.8S rRNA, LSU-rRNA). Gene Ontology annotation, cellular component: intracellular anatomical structure; nucleolus. NCBI's taxonomy places the organism in Eukaryota, Fungi, Ascomycota, Dothideomycetes, Mycosphaerellales, Dissoconiaceae. Gene Ontology annotation, molecular function: RNA binding; ATP binding. The transcript has 2 exons. The record is from RefSeq and is a predicted model, not a curated record.